GGAUGACUCUGUGCCGGUUUCUGUAUCCUGACUGAUCGGUUUUCUUUUCCUCCUUUACCCCUGCAUUGUUCUCGAAGUAGUUGAACGGACGCGUGAUUUUCCAACUUUCACUGUCCCCCCCCCCCUUUCCCCCUCCAAAUCGUUCAAUCCCAUUCAACAACUUCUCAGGCCAGCCGCGUGAAGCAGUAGGGGGGUUGUUGCAACCCGCCUGACUAGCCAAAGUCGCCAUGGCCGUUUUGGGAUUCAUCCUGCUUGUGGCAGUCCUCGGGGUCGCGGCAAAGUGCCUGUACAACGUUUUCCUGCAUCCUCUCCGCCACUAUCCUGGGCCGAAGCUCGCCGGAGUCACUCGCGCCUACUAUCUCUUCUUUGACGUUCGAGGCGUGAGCCAUUGGAAGGUCAAGGAGUGGCAUGAGAAGUACGGCGAGGUCGUCCGCAUCGCGCCGGGCGAGCUGUCUUACACGUCCGGUCAGGCUUGGCAGGCCAUUUACGGCUUCCCAAACAAGGACGGGACGGGGAACUUUGAGAAGGACGCCCAGUGGUGGAACAAGAACGUCAACGGCGUCGAAAACAUCCUCACCGCCGACCAUGCCGGACACAAGCGCAUGCGCCGGCUGCAGAACCCGGCCUUCUCGGACAAGGCCCUCAAGGCGCAGGAGUCCGUCAUCACCGGCUACGUCAAGCUGCUCAUCCACAAACUCCACGGGGAGGCGUCCGGGGCCGCCGCCGCCGACGCGGACGGCGCCGUCGUCGACAUGAACUCGUGGUACAACUUCACCACGUUCGACAUCAUCGGGGACCUCGCAUUCGGCGAGCCCUUCUACUGCCUCCGGGAUGCCAGCUGGCACUGGUGGCUGCACGCCGUCUUCGACAUCUUCCAGGCCGGCACCUACCUGCGGGCCGCCCGGCGCUUCCCCUCGCCCCUGUCCGAGAUGCUCCUGCUUCUCAUCCCGCGCCGCCUGAUCAAGACCAGGGUCGCGCAGUUCAAGUUCGGGGUCGAUCGCGUGGACCGCAGACUGGAACAAGAAACGGACCGGCCUGAUUUCAUGUCAUACAUCCUCCAAGGAAGCGACGAAAAGGCCAUGACGGUCGACGAGAUGCACGCCGCGGCCCAGGUCCUCAUCGUCGCGGGCAGCGAGACGACGGCGACGGGCUUGACCGCGGCGACCUACCUCCUCUGCGAGAACCCGCACACGCUGGCGAGGCUCACGGCCGAGAUCCGCGACGCGUUCGAGGACGAGGACGGCAUCACCAUCCAGAGCACCGCCGGGCUGAGCUACCUGAACGCCGUCAUCGAGGAGGCCCUGCGGCUCGGGCCCCCCGGGCCCGGGACCUUCCCCCGCGUGGUCCCCGACGGCGGCAGGACGGUGUGCGGGAGCUUCGUCCCGGCCGGGUACUCCGUGGGCGUCCACCACCUGUCCAUCAACCGCUCGCCGAACCACUUCCGCGAGCACGACGGGUUCCACCCCGAGAGGUGGCUCGACGACCCCAGGUUCGAGUCGGACAAGAAGGCCGCCGCCCAGCCCUUCUCGUUCGGACCGAGGAACUGCAUCGGAAAGAAUUUGGCGUAUGCCGAGAUCCGUACCAUCCUCGCCCGUGUCGUGUGGAACUUCGACAUGAAGCUGCACCCGGACAGCGCGGGCUGGCUUGGCAGGCAGAAGAUGUUCACCACGUGGCACAAGACGGAGAUGAAGGUUUACCUUUCUGCGAGGAAAAGGUGACGACUUUGCAAGUGACGACGAAGGGAUGGAAGGUUGGGAACUUGGGAAUUCCAGAAAAAUUACACAAACAUCUCCAGAUGUCUUUUUUUUUCUCGAUUAUUUCCUCCCCUUGACUUUCCAAUGGUAUUCGAUAUCUGGCAGCACGUUACACAAGUGUGUUUUCUUUGGCCGUAAAUAGCGUUCCAUCAUAGACAUCAUUUAGUUCGCGAGAGACCAUUCGAUGACCAAUUGCUGGAGCUUGUUUUUACCUCUUUUCACCUCGAAGCGAUUCGCUGUGUUAUUCGAACAUGAAAAUCGUCAAGUACACCGAACUUUUCAACUCUUUUUU
Messenger RNA from Colletotrichum destructivum, 2046 nucleotides. RefSeq names its product Putative cytochrome P450. NCBI's taxonomy places the organism in Eukaryota, Fungi, Ascomycota, Sordariomycetes, Glomerellales, Glomerellaceae. Gene Ontology annotation, molecular function: monooxygenase activity; heme binding; iron ion binding. The transcript has 5 exons. The record is from RefSeq and is a predicted model, not a curated record. Bases 228 to 1718 code for a protein of 496 amino acids.